Molecule: messenger RNA, 874 nt
Organism: Ochlerotatus camptorhynchus
Lineage: Eukaryota; Metazoa; Arthropoda; Insecta; Diptera; Culicidae
Gene: snf
Product: U1 small nuclear ribonucleoprotein A snf
Exons: 1
Coding region: 65-715 (216 amino acids)
Biological process (GO): mRNA splicing, via spliceosome
Cellular component (GO): U1 snRNP
Molecular function (GO): U1 snRNA binding
Source: RefSeq, a predicted model, not a curated record
UCGUGGAGUAAUUUGCCGUAAAAUUUAGUAAAUUUUUGUAAAAUCUGCACCUCUCCGCACCAAAAUGGACAUCCGGCCGAGUCACACCAUCUACAUCAACAACCUGAACGAGAAAAUCAAGAAGGAAGAGCUGAAGAAGUCUCUGUAUGCGAUCUUCUCGCAGUUCGGACAAAUCUUGGACAUAGUGGCGCUGAAGACGCUGAAAAUGCGAGGGCAAGCGUUUAUCAUCUUUAAGGAAAUUGGCAGUGCCACCAACGCCAUGCGAACCAUGCAGGGAUUCCCGUUCUACGACAAACCGAUGCGCAUCAACUAUUCCAAAACCGACAGCGACGUGAUAGCCAAGAUGAAGGGCACCUUCAAGGAACGUCCGAAGAAGGCCAAAGUACCCAAGCCGGUUCAGCAGGAGGACAAAAAGUCCAAGAAGCAGAAGAAUGCCGAUGCCGGUACGACGGCAAGCAAUUCUGCCACUGCGGAACAGCCACCGAAUCAAAUCCUCUUCUUGACCAACCUGCCGGAGGAGACCAACGAGAUGAUGCUGUCCAUGUUGUUCAACCAGUUCCCGGGCUUCAAGGAAGUGCGUCUGGUUCCCAACCGACACGAUAUUGCUUUCGUGGAAUUUGCCACGGAACUGCAGAGCGGUGCCGCUCGGGAGGCGCUGCAAGGCUUCAAGAUUACUCCGACGCAUGCGAUGAAGAUAUCGUUUGCCAAGAAGUAGACGGCGUUAGGUUUAGGAUUCAAUUAUUGUUUUAAUUUUACGGAUCUGCUGAGGAUUGGUAUGUAUGCUAAUGGAUUCAAUAAACCAUGCAAAAAGCAUUGCACUCCGCUUUCAUGGUUUUGGGUGCGGUUGGGCGAUGACUUCUUUUUGUGAAGCAAA